ACAUAAAUAUUAUAGUUCAAUCAAACAAACAUUACUGUGGUUGUAACGAUCGACUUUUUGUGUUAUCUGCAUUUAGCGGAUGUGCAGUUUCAUAACGUGUGCUGCCCUCUACAUUAUUAUUAUAGUAAUAGCAAUAACGUGUGCGGCCGUCAGUGUACGUCACCCAGUUCCUCCAGUGGUACCGAGUGUUGCGAACGUAGUGUUUAUCACCGCACUUAUAUAUUCCCAAAACAUGCAAGCAUAUUACGUUGUGAAAUUCGUAAAUUUUGAACAUAGAGCUUCCAAGUAUGCGUUCGUGCCGAGAUCUUGGAUAAAAAUCCUCCGGAAUGAUAAUAUGGCUGUGAUUGUUCUACCCACUGAUAAAAUGUCGACUGAGAAGCGCGCUAAGAACUUGAAGACACCGGCAGCUAAGUGGAAGCGGCACCUGUGCGAAGUAGUAUACGUGACAGAUGUGAUUACCGACGCCGUGGCGGCCACCUUACGAUACCACAAAAAAGAUCCAAUACCAACUCAACCAGCAACACCUACUAAAGAGUCGAGAGCUGAAAAACGUCAAUCUACAGAGCCAGUAUCAGAAGCAUGGACCAAAGCCAACCAUGAAGCUACAUUAGAUCAUUGCACCAACACGAAAAAUGAUAUCACGCAACCAACAACAAACCCAACCAACGAUGAGAAUCGAGAUAUAUUUUUUACGCAACUCGAAAACUACCUCUGCCAACUUCAAGAAAGUUUUACGGAAUUGCUAAAUGUAAUCUAUGAAUACACAGAAUAAUUUAUCGUGUAAAUUAAAUAUAUAUAUUCAUAUAUUAUAUGCGCUAUAUUCAUAGCGCAAGCAUAUAACUAACUACGGGGACCAGUUCUCUCGUCUUGUUAUAACAAUCCAUGUUUUUUUUUUUUAUAAUCUUUAUUUAAUGAAUGAGCCUAGGUUUUUAAUCCACAAGAUUAUGCCAGCCUCGUUGCAUUCUAAAUGUAAUUAAACAGAAAAGGAAACUUUUUAUGUCCUUUUUAGUUUCCUUAUGUAUAUAUUUGAAUAGCGUUUAUUUUCUAUAUCUGUAUCCUUUGGAUAUCUAAAAUCAGUAAUUGUUUUACAGUAAUUUAAAUACAAGUAUAAAUGUUAGCAGAGGGGGCAUUGUGGGCCAAUGCCCUACCUUAAUAAUCAACUAAAUUAUACAUAACUCUAUCAAAAUAUAUGGAGCAGCAGGUUUUUUAUUUCUAAUUUGGAAGUUGGUUCCAUUGAGUUGUUCGUUUUGAUGGAUGGAAUAACCUUCUUUCGAGGUUUAAGGGAAUUUUGUUACAAUCUGUAUGUUACCCUAACAAUUACGCAAGUAUUAACAUGACUCAUUCAUAUUCACAAGUCAAGAAAACCGAAAAUCGAUUGACCAGAACAGAUCUAGUAACAUUUUUACUUCCGUCCUAGCUGUAACCACAACUACCUUAAAUUCAAGUUUAGCUAUGGCCUUGAAUGUUAGCAAAAAUGUAUUACUUUUAAUUUUAUUGAUAACACUAAAAAAAAAAUCCGUUUGAUGCAUCACUCAUAACGCCAAACAAGAAAAUGAAACAGAUAGUGUAAAAUGAGCUCCUGUUGAAAAGAGAUACUGAUAUAAUAAGAUCGCAACGGCCUCAAACUGAGCCAGUAUAACUCCGUGUAAUUUUAAAUAAAACAUUUCGGAUGAACUCCGUGUAAUUUUAAAUAAAACAUUUUGGAUCAUUCUUAGGUCAAUUACUUGCAUUAUUGAAAUGCGUGUGACAUUUAUUUUAUUACUGUGUAUGACGAGUCGAGCUUGCCACUCACCUGAUGGUAAGCGAUACGACCGAUAAACAGUAGAAGCACCAACACCUUGAAUUACAAAGUAUUGUUUUGUAUUCCACUGCGCUCGCCAUCCUGAGACGUGAGAUUUUAAGUCUUAUUAUGUCUAGUAGUUACACUGGCUACAAUUUCCUUUAAACCGGAACACAACAGUGACUACACACUGCUUGACAGAAAUAGACAUUGCGGUGGUACCUGGACUCUCACAUAUGAGAGACCUACCACCAGUAAAUUCAAUACAUUUUUCUCAAUACUCGAAUUAUGGAUAUUUUUACCAUACUAUCGCACAUUGCAAGAGGCCAUUACAAUAUUUAAUUAUCCGCCAACGCGGAAAUAUUUACGGCUCACAUAUCUGGUUGAAACUGAUUGUAAAAUAUUGAAAGGUAAGUACCACCGCAGUGUCUAUUUCUACCGCUGACCAAUGUACACUGUUGUGUUCAGGUUUGAACUGAUUUAGUAUGGUCAAUAUUGACAGCUUUUGGCUGUGUACGGAGUGGCGUUCGUGAUAUGAGUACUCGAGCCUAAGUGUAAACCUGGAUUUGAAUGGAAAAUAUAAGUCAAAUGAGUAAAAUUAUUUGUUGUUCAAGUGAAUAGAUAGGUUAUAACAGUGACGUUUUGCCAUUUUAGUUCAGAUUUUGAACAAAUUGUUUUUAUGGACGUUCGUGUCCAUAGAAGAUACGUUAAUGGUGCCACGCAGUUUGGAAUUCACAGUUCUGUAUGCUUGUAAGUGUUUAUGGGCGGUCGUAUCGCUUACCAUCAGGCGAACGGCAAGCUCACCUCAUCAUUCAUAAUGUCGCAAUACAAGUAGACAUAACGCCUUGUGUUGGGUGAAGCGUACUAGUUUAUAGGACUAGAGUUAAAUAUAAAAUAGUAAAAGCAUUUUUUAUUUACAACCUCUGAUUAAGCGACAUCAAUAAAAUAGGUUUUAUGUUUUACUGUA
Manduca sexta (tobacco hornworm) is the source of this 2747-nucleotide messenger RNA. RefSeq lists its product as uncharacterized. Lineage: Eukaryota; Metazoa; Arthropoda; Insecta; Lepidoptera; Sphingidae. The transcript has 4 exons. The coding region runs from base 80 to 772 and encodes 230 amino acids. The record is from RefSeq and is a predicted model, not a curated record.